Messenger RNA from Letharia columbiana, 654 nucleotides. RefSeq lists its product as uncharacterized. The record is from RefSeq and is a predicted model, not a curated record. Gene Ontology annotation, molecular function: copper ion binding; oxidoreductase activity; transferase activity. Lineage: Eukaryota; Fungi; Ascomycota; Lecanoromycetes; Lecanorales; Parmeliaceae. Bases 1 to 654 code for a protein of 217 amino acids. The transcript has 4 exons.
AUGGGUAAAUUAUUACUGCAAAAAGAAACCCAGUAUUAUGGAGUACGGUCUGUCGGUCAACGCCCUAUUGCGCCUGGUAAAAGUUUCUUCUACACUUUCAAGGCAGACUUGUACGGUACUUCGUGGUAUCACAGCCACUACUCCGCGCAAUAUGCUGCGGGCAUUGCUGGACCUACGAUCAUAUAUGGACCUUCCAACGCACAUUACGACAUAGAUGUUGACCCGGUCGCUGUGAGCGAUUGGUACCGCAAGGAAUACUUUGACACCGCUCAGGCAGAGGUGAUGGCAGACGGGCCUCCGCCACGAUUUGACAACAACAUGGUCAACGGAAAGGGAGACCUCAAUUGCAUCGUACCGAGUAACUGGGACUUCGAUCUGCCUCCACCAGCUUUGAAGGUAUCUCUCGAAUUUGGAAGAAUGCGGGUAAAGCAUGAACCUGCUUUUGGACAGAUCGUGGAGACGGCGGGAUUUUGCUCCGGCAUUCUAACAGCAGCUGUGGUGGCUUCGUCACCUUCCGUACUAGAAUCUAUCGACCAUGGUGUGGAUGCGUUUCGGUUAGCUUUCUGGACUGGCUUUCAAAGCGCCGUCUAUUGCGAGCGAUUAUUAGGCCGCUCUUGGAAGAUCAUCCGUGGUCUUUGGUUGUAUUUGGUCUAG